AUGACUUGCUUAAAUGACUUCGUAAGCAGCAGCCUGCGCAGUAGCAGCAAAAACAUAAUAAUAGCGUUGCAUAAAUUUAUAUACCAAGAAGAAGGUGAUAGAAAUAAUCGAAAGAGAUUGAGAGAAUUUUCUGGAUUCGAUUACGACGAAAAUGACAAGGCGUAUGCAAGCAAAUGCGAAUAUAUUAAAAAUAAUUUGACUGAACGUGAUUUGGUUUCAAUUUGUAUUGUACUAAAUAUAAGUUAUUGUGUUAAAGAUGUACAACUGCACAUAUUUCGAAAUCUACGUAAAAAUUUUUUGUUGUCCGAAAACGCAAACGACGAUGAAUGUAAUGACGAAGAAGGAGAUGAAGAAGUCGAUGAUGAUGAUGACGAAGAAGGAGAUGAAGAAGUCGAUGAUGACGUUGACAGUAAACGCACUUUCAGAGGCAAUGAACGCGAGUUUAAAAAAUCUCGUGACGAUAAUGGCAAUAAAAUGUUUGAAGUGGAUGAUAAUAAUAAAGCAGCAGCGUACACACGUACAAAAUUUUUACAAAGAGAAGCACCAAAAUUUGCAAUGAACUUUCGCGAUAUAGAGGACUCAAUUAGACCAUUUGAUGGCACAAAUAUCAUUUCGGUAGAAAGGUGGAUUGAAGAAUUCGAGGAACAAGCUGCACUAAUGUGUUGGGAUGGGUUUCAAAAACUAGUGUUUGCAAAAAAAUCUCUUAGAGGCAUUGCUAAACUUUUUAUUUUGAGUGAAAGAGAUAUCGCAUCUCGCGGCAAUAUCGAAGACGAAGCGCUGAUUCAGUAUAUAAUAGAUGGAAUUAGAGACGGUUAUGUAAAUAAAAUGAUACUAUAUGGUGCAAAGAACCUUAAUGAAUUUAAAGACAAAUUAAGAUCAUAUGAAACAAUGUGUGAAAAAAGUAAGCAAGUUAACGAUUUUAAACAAAGCGAAAAGAAAAGUUUCUCAACAAAUAAAACAGAAGUGAAAUGCUACAAUUGUGGUGAAAAGGGACAUUUGUCCAUGAAUUGCAAAAAUAAAAAUCGAGGUACUAAAUGCUUUAAGUGCAACCAGUACGGACAUAUUUCUAAAAACUGUGAACAAGCCGAAAACAAAAUAAAUACGCGCAGUUUACAGCAAAAAAACAAUUUAACUACCAAAUCCAUUUUUAUUGGCAAUUUACAGUGCGCAGCCCUAUUCGAUACAGGCAGUAAAUUUAAUAUAAUUCGCGAAGACUUAUACAACAAGUUGAAUAAGCCUAUCUUAGAAAAAUGUAACGUAUGUUUAAUUGGUUUCGGUAGUGAUCGCAAUUCAAAUAGGAUUAAACCAAUUGGACAUUUUAAAAACUUAAUUAAAAUUGACGAUAAUGAGUUCAUAUUAGAUUUUUAUGUCGUUCCAAUUCGGUGCAUGGACUUACAAGUGAUCAUUGGCGAAGAACUAUGCUUAUACGCUGAAAUUUUAUUUAAUCGUGAUGGUAUAAACGUUCGUAAAAUCCUCGACGAAGACGAUCCCAUAGACGAAGAAGCUAAAAUAAUGAAAAUUGACUUAGUAAAUGACAACAAAACGAUUGAUAUCGACAAAACCGCUAGUGAGAAUGCGAGACGACAGGUACGUGAAAUGAUCAUAAAUUAUCAGCCGAAUCAAUGUAAAACAACACAAGUGGCGAUGUACAUAGUGCUCAAAGACGAAACACCCAUUUAUUCCAGGCCGCGUAGAUUACCGUUCACGGAGAGAUGCAUUGUGGAUGAGCAAGUGGAACAGUGGUUGAAAAGUGGUGUAAUUGAACGAUCGGAGUCAGAAUUCAGUAGCCCAGUUGUAUUGAUAAAAAAACGCGACGGUACACCACGCUUGUGUAUUGACUUUAGAAGAAUUAAUAAAGUAUUGGUGAAAGACCGUUUUCCGUUGCCACUAAUAGAAGACCAACUCGAUCGGCUACAAAGUGGUAAGGUGUUCAGUACAAUUGACUUAAAGAAUGGAUUUUUCCAUGUGCCCGUGGCAGAAUUAUGUCGUAAAUACACGUCAUUUGUUACACAUAAUGGACAAUAUCAAUUCUGUAGAGUGCCAUUUGGAUUGUCGAACUCACCAGGUGUUUUUCAAAGACAUAUAAACGCGAUAUUUCGUGAAUUAACUAAUGAAGGUAUAGCUUUACCAUACGUUGAUGAUAUCAUUAUACCCGCAGCAAAUGAAGAACAAGCCGUACAAAACCUAAAAGUUGUAUUACAGCGGUGUGCAGACUUUGGACUUGAAUUGAAUUUUAAAAAAUGCAAGUUUCUAAUGAGAAAAGUGGAAUUUCUAGGGCACACAAUACAAGAUCAAAAAAUAUCACCGUCAGAAGUUAAGGUUGAAGCUCUACGCAAAUACAAAUUGCCGCAAACAUUAAAACAAUUGGAAAGUUUUCUUGGGUUGGCGAGUUAUUUUAGAAAAUUCAUACCUAAAUUCUCGCUAAUUGCCAAGCCUUUAACAGAUUUAAGGAAACAAAAUGUGAAAUUUGAAAUAAAAGAUGAACAGAUUACUGCAUUUAAUACGUUGAAGACCAUCUUAAGCGAAAAACCGGUACUAAACAUUUUUAAUCAAAAAUCUGAAACGGAAGUGCAUACAGAUGCUUCGAUAGAAGGAUAUGGAGCCGUUUUAUUGCAAAAAUCACCAGACGACGAACAAUGGCAUCCUGUGUAUUAUAUGAGUAAAAAAACCACUGACGCACAAAGAAAAUAUACAAGUUACGAACUAGAAAUAUUGGCUGUUAUUGAAGCUUUCAAAAAGUUUAGAGUAUACAUUCUGGGUAUGCAUUUUAAGCUCGUUACUGAUUGUAACGCAUUUGCGAUGACAUUGGGAAAGAAAGACUUGUGCACGAGAGUAGCCCGUUGGAUAUUGUUCUUAGAGGAGUACGAUUACGAAGUUCAGCAUCGUGUUGGUUCGCGAAUGAAGCAUGUUGAUGCUUUAAGCCGCUACGCCGUUAUGUGCAUAGAUGAAGAUAAUAUUCUUUCUAAAAUACGGAGAGCACAGAUGCAAGACGAAAACCUGAAAACGAUAUCGGAUAUUCUACAAGAAAAAUCUUCAUACAACGAUUAUUUUAAGAAAGGAGAGUUGUUGUAUAAGCUGAGAAAUGACCAAGAACUUAUUGUUGUACCUAAGAGUAUGCAGCGUGAAAUAAUUAGACAUGCACAUGAAAAGGGACAUUUUGCCGUAAAAAAAAACAAGUGA
Messenger RNA from Teleopsis dalmanni, 3180 nucleotides. RefSeq lists its product as uncharacterized. Gene Ontology annotation, molecular function: zinc ion binding; nucleic acid binding. The transcript has 2 exons. The coding region runs from base 1 to 3180 and encodes 1059 amino acids. The record is from RefSeq and is a predicted model, not a curated record. NCBI's taxonomy places the organism in Eukaryota, Metazoa, Arthropoda, Insecta, Diptera, Diopsidae.